Molecule: messenger RNA, 1008 nt
Organism: Gongylonema pulchrum
Lineage: Eukaryota; Metazoa; Nematoda; Chromadorea; Rhabditida; Gongylonematidae
Source: the annotation of a GenBank genome assembly
AUGGCAACUACCGGCGAUGUCUCCAAAAAAAUUAGAGCAGCCAUAAAGGCUAAGCUGGAGGAACUUGGCGUAUAUGUUGACGACGAACUACCAGAUUAUAUCAUGGUUAUGAUUGCUAAUAAGAAGGAAAAAGGACAAAUGAAGGACGACCUACUUUUGCUUUUCGAUAUUUUCGAGCGAUUACAGUCAGCUGGGUCCACGGCAAUUCCGGAAGAAUUGAUCGACAAACAUAAAGAAUCGGAUGGUGGCAAUCAAAAAAAGGACUUGGAAAGUUCCCAUAAAAGAGAAAAUGAGGAAGUCAUCGAAAAAAGUAAAUGGGAUGGCGGAGAGCACGCCAGAGAGCAUGAAAAGAAGGAAAAAGAACGACAGCUCGGAGCAAAGGAACGCGAAACGCGUGAGAACGAAAAAAAUGCGGAAGUGGCCAAGGUUGUGAAAUCAAAGCCGCCGCGCAAAGUCUGCCGAUCGCCAGUGUUGGCGCCUGAAAGGACGCAAAGCCGCCGAAAAUCGGGUAGCCCAGUUGAUCGUCGAGCACGCUCACGGUCUGGAGCUGGACGAGAGCGACGUGAUGGGCCUGAGCGAAGCGUUUCUAAAUUUGGGACGCCAAGGUCGAGACAUGAAGCGGAAGAGCGAGAACGGAAGGAAGUUGCACGAGUAGCCAGUAGGCGAAUGGACGAGAGGGAAGAGAGAACAAAAAAGAAUAUCAGAUCAAGAAUUUCGUAUAAAACGGGCAAGAAUGACUUGACUACGAACAUGAGCCGAAAAAGAAAAAUUGUGCCGAGGACACCAUCACCGGAUCAUUCUCUUUAUGGUACUAGUGAUGAGGAGGAGAAGCGCUUGGAUGAGGAAGAAACGGCUAAAGUUUUGAUGAGCAAAAAGGUGCAAUCAUCCGCUGUUGGUAAACUACCACCAGAGCCAGCAGCGAAAGCAGUCCCUUCACAAGUGGUUGUUAAACGAAAAUUACCAGAAAAAGAACCGACAGCGUCAGUUUUUUUCUCUGUUUAUAACUGA